This is a messenger RNA of Grammomys surdaster, 6816 nucleotides long. RefSeq names its product RB binding protein 6, ubiquitin ligase (gene Rbbp6). Bases 1036 to 6402 code for a protein of 1788 amino acids. The transcript is spliced from 18 exons. Gene Ontology annotation, biological process: protein ubiquitination; mRNA processing; ubiquitin-dependent protein catabolic process. Gene Ontology annotation, molecular function: zinc ion binding; ubiquitin protein ligase activity; nucleic acid binding. The record is from RefSeq and is a predicted model, not a curated record. Lineage: Eukaryota; Metazoa; Chordata; Mammalia; Rodentia; Muridae. Gene Ontology annotation, cellular component: nucleus.
GGGGCGCUCGCCCGAAGCCAGGCCGCGUCCGCCAUAGUGCCUGGCGCGGAGGUGUCGUCGGCGCAGGGUGCGGGCCGGAGAGCGGCCGGGGUGGGGGGGCAGAACAAAAAAAAUAAUAAUAAAGAGGGAAUCCAGCGAAGCCCUCGCCGUCACCCGACCGUUUCCGGGCUUCCCGACGCGGUUGUGGGCUCAGAGGCGACAGGAGCGGGAGCAGCGCGAGGAGCAGCAAGAGGAAGAGUCGGGCAGCCUCGGUGGUGUUCCCGGGGCCAACGAAGCCGCCUUCCGGGGCCCGGGGUGGUGAGGAAGGGCCUCGCGGCCUAGCUGGGCCCCGCACCGGCUUUGUGUCAGGCGGCGGCGGGGGGGAGGCGGAGCCGAACCGGGCGGCCGCUGGAAGGCCUCUCCUCCGCCGACCGCGCGAUCUCGGCCUAGGCCGCGGGCCGCUCGUGGCCUCCGGGGAGCAGGCGCCAGGGUGUGUGUGCGGUGGGGGCCUGGGCCUGGGGACGCCGACGCCGGUCGUCCGGAAGCCGGGAGGAGGCGAAAGGCCGCUCGUGGACUCCGGGCCUAGGCCCUCUCCCCGCAACCUUCUCCCGGGGCCUGGGUCACCCCCAUCCACGGAGAGAGACUAGCCGGGAGGUGCGGCCGCUAUGGACCCCUGACCCCGCGGGGUCAUUCGGACUCUAACGUGUGGACUGACCGCUACUGACUGCACCGCCUGCCCCCGUCUCCUGCCGGCCCUUAGCAUGAGCGAGUGGGACCCAGCCGGGUGACAUUGUGCCGGUUGGCGGAUCCUCGAUUGCCCCUUUCCUGUCCUGCUCCUCCCUCAUGAAGCGAUUCUGAGUACGGGGGGGGUUUCCGGAUUAUUGUUCUCACGAACCCCCGCUUGUGGUUGGGGGGGUAUUUAAUCUGAGGCCUUAGGGUCCUUCGUUGUCUUUUGAGUGUUUUGUGUGUGUACAUAUUUUGCUCUUAAGUUUAUAAAUAUACAUAUAUUGAGAGUGUCCACGUCUCCUCGCUGAACCUUAGGAAUCCUUUGCCACAAUGUCCUGUGUGCACUAUAAAUUUUCCUCUAAACUCAACUACGACACCGUCACCUUUGAUGGGCUCCAUAUCUCCCUCUGCGACUUAAAGAAGCAGAUUAUGGGGAGAGAAAAGCUGAAAGCUGCCGAUAGCGAUCUGCAGAUCACCAACGCACAGACGAAAGAAGAAUAUACUGAUGAUAAUGCACUAAUUCCUAAAAAUUCAUCUGUAAUUGUCAGAAGAAUUCCUAUUGGAGGUGUUAAGUCUACAAGCAAGACAUAUGUUAUAAGUCGAACUGAACCAGUGAUGGGAACUACAAAAGCAAUUGAUGACUCUUCUGCAUCUAUUUCUCUGGCCCAGCUUACAAAGACUGCCAAUCUGGCUGAAGCCAAUGCUUCUGAGGAAGACAAAAUUAAAGCAAUGAUGUCGCAAUCUGGCCAUGAAUACGACCCAAUCAAUUACAUGAAGAAAACUCUAGUAGGUCCGCCACCUCCAUCUUACACCUGCUUUCGUUGUGGUAAACCUGGUCAUUAUAUUAAGAAUUGCCCAACAAAUGGGGAUAAGAACUUUGAAUCUGGUCCUAGGAUCAAAAAGAGCACUGGAAUUCCUAGAAGUUUCAUGAUGGAAGUGAAAGAUCCUAACAUGAAAGGUGCAAUGCUAACGAACACUGGAAAAUAUGCAAUACCGACUAUAGAUGCGGAGGCCUAUGCAAUUGGAAAGAAAGAGAAACCACCCUUCUUACCAGAGGAACCAUCAUCAUCUUCAGAAGAAGAUGAUCCUAUCCCAGACGAGCUCUUGUGCCUCAUCUGCAAAGACAUUAUGACUGAUGCCGUUGUCAUUCCCUGCUGUGGAAACAGUUACUGUGAUGAAUGUAUAAGAACAGCACUCCUGGAGUCAGAUGAACAUACAUGUCCAACAUGUCAUCAGAAUGAUGUUUCUCCUGAUGCUUUAAUUGCCAACAAGUUUUUACGACAGGCUGUUAAUAACUUUAAAAAUGAAACUGGCUAUACAAAAAGACUACGAAAACAGUUACCUCCACCCCCACCCCCAAUACCAGCACCAAGACCACUCAUUCAGCGGAACCUGCAGCCUUUGAUGAGAUCUCCCAUAUCAAGACAGCAGGAUCCUCUGAUGAUUCCAGUGACAUCUUCCUCAGCUCACCCAACUCCUUCUAUAUCUUCAUUAACUUCAAAUCCAUCUUCUUUGGCCCCUUCUGUGCCUGGAAAUCCAUCUUCUGCCCCAGCUCCAGUACCUGAUAUAACUGCAACAGUAUCUAUCUCAGUCCACUCAGAAAAAUCAGAUGGACCCUUUCGGGAUUCUGAUAAUAAGUUAUUACCAGCUGCCGCCCUUACAUCAGAACAUUCAAAGGGAGCCUCUUCAAUUGCUAUUACUGCUCUUAUGGAAGAAAAGGGUUACCAGGUGCCAGUCCUUGGGACGCCAUCUUUGUUGGGACAGUCAUUAUUACAUGGACAGUUGAUCCCUACAACUGGUCCAGUAAGAAUAAACGCUGCUCGUCCAGGCGGUGGUCGACCAGGUUGGGAACAUUCCAAUAAGCUUGGGUACCUCGUUUCUCCACCACAGCAAAUUAGAAGAGGAGAAAGAAGCUGUUACAGAAGUAUAAACCGUGGGCGACACCACAGCGAACGAUCACAGAGGACUCAAGGCCCAUCACUACCAGCAACUCCAGUCUUUGUGCCUGUUCCACCACCUCCUUUGUAUCCGCCUCCUCCCCAUACACUUCCUCUUCCUCCAGGUGUACCUCCCCCACAGUUUUCUCCUCAGUUUCCUCCUGGCCAGCCUCCACCAGCAGGAUAUAGUGUCCCUCCUCCAGGGUUUCCACCAGCUCCUGCCAAUAUAUCAACACCUUGGGUAUCGUCAGGAGUGCAGACUGCCCAUUCAAAUACCAUCCCUACAACACAAGCACCUCCUUUGUCCAGGGAAGAGUUCUAUAGAGAGCAACGACGACUGAAGGAAGAGGAAAAGAAAAAGUCCAAGCUAGAUGAGUUUACAAAUGAUUUUGCUAAGGAAUUGAUGGAAUACAAAAAGAUUCAAAAGGAGCGUAGGCGCUCAUUUUCCAGGUCUAAAUCUCCCUAUAGUGGGUCAUCGUAUUCAAGAAGUUCAUACACUUAUUCAAAGUCAAGGUCUGGCUCAACACGUUCACGCUCUUACUCUCGGUCCUUCAGCCGCUCACACUCUCGCUCCUAUUCACGAUCACCCCCAUACCCCAGGAGAGGCAGAGGCAAGAGCCGCAAUUACCGUUCACGGUCCAGAUCUCAUGGAUACCACCGAUCUAGGUCAAGGUCACCUCCCUAUAGACGAUACCACUCACGGUCGAGAUCUCCUCAAGCAUUUAGGGGACAGUCUCCCACUAAACGCAGUGUACCUCAAGGAGAAACAGAGCGUGAGUAUUUUAAUAGAUACAGAGAAGUUCCACCCCCUUAUGACAUCAAAGCCUAUUAUGGGCGGAGUGUCGACUUUAGAGACCCAUUUGAGAAAGAACGCUACCGGGAAUGGGAGAGGAAAUACCGAGAGUGGUAUGAGAAGUACUACAAGGGGUACGCAGUGGGAGCGCAGCCUAGACCCUCGGCCAACAGAGAAGACUUUUCUCCAGAGAGACUCUUACCUCUUAAUAUCAGAAAUUCUCCCUUCACAAGAGGACGCAGAGAAGACUAUGCUGCUGGACAAAGUCAUAGAAAUAGAAAUCUAGGUGGCAACUAUCCAGAAAAGCUUUCAACAAGAGACAGUCACAAUCCAAAAGAUAAUCCAAAGUCGAAAGAGAAGGAGAGUGAGAAUGUUCCAGGAGACGGCAAAGGAAACAAACAUAAGAAGCACAGGAAACGAAGAAAAGGGGAAGAGAGCGAGAGCUUCCUGAACCCAGAGUUGCUAGAGACUUCUAGGAAAUCCAGGGACUCCUCAGGGAUCGAUGAGACUAAGACAGAUACACUGUUUGUUCUUCCAAGCAGAGAUGAUGCUACACCUGUUAGGGAUGAGCCAAUGGAUGCAGAAUCUAUCACUUUCAAGUCAGUAUCUGAAAAAGACAAGAGAGAAAAGGAUAAGCCAAAAGUAAAAAGUGACAAGACCAAACGGAAAAGUGACGGGUCUGCUACAGCCAAGAAAGACAAUGUUUUAAAACCUUCUAAAGGACCCCAAGAAAAGGUAGAUGGAGACCGUGAAAAAUCUCCGCGGUCUGAACCUCCACUCAAAAAAGCCAAAGAGGAGGCUACAAAGAUCGACUCUGUAAAACCUUCCUCUUCUUCUCAGAAAGAUGAGAAGGUUACUGGAACCCCUAGGAAAGCCCACUCUAAAUCUGCAAAAGAACACCAGGACGCCAAGCCAGUCAAGGAGGAAAAGGUCAAAAAGGACUGUUCCAAAGACAUCAAGUCAGAAAAGCCAGCCAGUAAGGACGAGAAGGCCAAGAAGCCUGAGAAAAACAAACUACUUGAUAGCAAGGGAGAGAAACGAAAGAGAAAAACUGAAGAAAAGAGUGUAGAUAAAGAUUUUGAGUCUUCAGUGAAAAUCUCUAAAGUAGAAGGAACAGAAAUAGUGAAACCAUCACCAAAGCGGAAAAUGGAAGGUGAUGUUGAAAAGCUGGAAAGGACCCCAGAAAAAGACAAGAUUGCAUCAUCAACUACCCCAGCCAAAAAAAUCAAACUCAACAGAGAAACUGGAAAAAAAAUUGGAAAUGCAGAAAACACAUCUACUACAAAAGAACCCUCUGAAAAAUUGGAGUCAACAUCUAGCAAAAUCAAACAGGAAAAAGUCAAAGGAAAGGCCAAACGGAAAGUAGCUGGGACUGAAGGCUCCAGCUCCACGCUUGUGGAUUACACCAGUACAAGCUCAACUGGAGGCAGUCCUGUGAGAAAAUCUGAAGAAAAGACAGAUACAAAACGAACAGUCAUUAAAACUAUGGAGGAAUAUAAUAAUGAUAAUACAGCUCCUGCUGAAGAUGUUAUAAUUAUGAUUCAAGUUCCUCAGUCCAAAUGGGAUAAAGAUGACUUUGAAUCUGAAGAAGAAGAUGUUAAAGCCACACAGCCUAUACAGAGUGUAGGGAAACCAUCUAGUAUUAUAAAAAAUGUUACCCCUAAGCCAUCAGCUACAGUUAAGUACACUGAGAAAGAAAGUGAGCAGUCCGAGAAAGUUCAGAAGCUUACCAAGGAGGUGAGCCAUGAGCUGAUGCAGCACGAGCUCAGGGGCUCAAAGGGCUCUGCGUCCAGUGAGAAGGGGAGAGCCAAGGACCGGGAUCACCCAGGGUUGGAGAAGGACAACCCUGACAAGAGGAAGAGCAGUGCCCAGCCAGACAAAGAGAGCACUGUGGACCGCCUGAGUGAACAAGGACAUUUUAAGAAUCUCUCUCAGUCUUCCAAAGAGACCAGGACUUCAGAGAAGCAUGAGUCUGUUCGUAGUUCCUCAAAUAAAGACUUCACUCCUGGUAGAGACAAGAAAAUGGACUAUGACAGCAGAGAUUAUUCCACUUCCAAACGAAGAGAUGAGAGAAGUGAAUUAGCAAGAAGAAAAGACUCUCCUCCUCGGAGUAAAGAUUCUUUAUCUGGACAGAAAAGUAAGCUGAGGGAGGAGAGAGAUUUAACUAAAAAGGGGACAGAGUUGAAAAAAAGUAAUUCUAGUCCCCCAAGAGACAAAAAGCCUCAUGAUCAUAAAGCCUCCUACGAAACUAAACGCCCAUGUGAAGAGACAAAGUCUGUAGAUAAAAACUCUGGGAAGGAGCGGGAGAAGCAUGUUGCUGAAGCUCGAAACGGGAAAGAGUCCAGUGUCAGCAAAUUGCCAUAUGUACCUAAUGCCCCAGACCCUCCCAUUGAAAAGGACCUGGUUGCUGGGCAGAUCGAGAAGAACACCAUCAAGCCAAAACCUCAGUCGAGUCAUUCCUCUAGGCUUUCUUCUGACCUGACUAGGGAGACCGAUGAGGCUGCCUUUGAACCAGACUAUAACGAGAGCGACAGUGAGAGUAAUGUGUCUGUGAAGGAAGACGCUGUUGCCAGUAUCUCCAAGGACUUGAAAGAGAAAACAACAGAGAAAGCAAAAGAGAGCUUGAAUGUAACAACAACCAGCCAGCCAGCUGCAGACAGGAGCCAGAGCCAAAGUAGCCCCAGUGUUAGUCCAAGUAGAAGUCAUAGCCCUUCUGGUAGCCAGACCCGAAGCCACAGCAGCAGUGCUAGCUCAGCAGGAAGCCAAGACAGCAAAAAGAAGAAAAAGAAGAAAGACAAAAAAAAGCACAAGAAGCAUAAAAAGCACAAGAAGCAUAAGAAGCACGCAGUCGCGGAUGGCGAUGUGGAGAAGAGCCAGAAACAUAAACACAAGAAGAAGAAGGCAAAAAAGAACAAAGACAAGGAGAAGGAGAAAGAUGACCAAAAAGUGAAAUCUGUCACUGUGUGAAGGACGGAUGUUUUAAUUGACUUAAUUACUAAGUCAUCUGUAUUAAAUUCUGUUAUAAUGUAAAGAGAUUCCAGCCUUGUAAAUAAUGAAUGGAAGACCCUGUGCUGCACUUAAAAGUAUUUGCUGCUUGAUUAUUUCAUUUUUACAUCAGAGCUUUAUAACGAACUUUUGUACAGAAUUGUGAGUUGUGACCAUGGAACAUGAGAGGUUUUGCUAGGGCCUAUUAUUUUUAACCACCAUUAAUUAGUUGGGGUGGAGUUUACUGUACUGUGAAAUUUUCACAUUUGAAUUUUUUUAAUUGCCUGGCAAAUGCUGAUAUCAGUUCAAAAAUAUCAGCAGAAUGAUUUGCUGAACUCAUUACAGCCCCGUUAUGUCACUUUUUGAUUACAAUAAAAGUUUUCAGUAAACUUUUCA